Messenger RNA from Ostrea edulis (European flat oyster), 3764 nucleotides. RefSeq names its product DC-STAMP domain-containing protein 2-like. The record is from RefSeq and is a predicted model, not a curated record. The coding region runs from base 44 to 2776 and encodes 910 amino acids. Lineage: Eukaryota; Metazoa; Mollusca; Bivalvia; Ostreida; Ostreidae. Gene Ontology annotation, cellular component: membrane. The transcript is spliced from 15 exons.
UCAUAAACUUCUUUACAGGUACGAGAGACUGUUUAUUUGGGUGAUGACGGGGAUUCGGCAGGCGCUUAUGGAGGCGUUCUGUCCUUGCUGUGUCUACGACAGAAACAGACACCUUCGGAAAAAGGAGGUUCCCAGUUCUGCUUGUAGACGGCUAUUCCAUCCGGGCACUCACGAACACGAGAUGUUCAAACACUUUCUGGGAUUCCUCUGUGGAGUUUUGCUUGGUAUAUUUCUGUACGUCGUCAUGGUGUUCCAGUCCGACAUUCCGUCAGGAGUAGCCAUGGUUAUUGGGAUCCUAUUAAGUCCCAUUAUCAGCCUCGGUUUGGCUUUCUCCCACCAGGUGCGCUGUGUUAUUCUACUGAUGGCACCACAGUUGUUUUCAAGUAAGGGCCGUUCUUUCCUUGUGAUAUAUGCCGUUGUCUUGGUGAUGAGUCAUCCCGUCACCAACUUCAACAAAAACGUCAUGAUUAUGUCAAAUAGCGCCACCUGCGGACAGGAAUUAUCGUAUAACCAGACAAAAGAGGCACUGGAUCAAAUAGCAAGUCCGCUUGCAGGGGUCAUUGGUGGUAUUAGGAAAACACUGGCGGCGCUAAAACAAUUUGCUGAACUCAUGAGACAGGCGUUCAACUCUCUCAAAGUAGCAAUACUGGAGAUAACCACGUUGUUUAAGAAGGUGUCCGAAUGGCUGAUGAGUAUAUCGGAAGUAUGUGACGAAAAAAUGAGUCAGCCAUAUAGGAAAUGUUUAAAGAUCUUUGAUGAUGCAGCAAAUAACUGCAGAAAUACUCUGGGUUGGUUCCUCAGCUGGCUGUGUGUGAUUGUGGAUGGUGUUCAGGUUGUUUGUCACGUGGCCAGAAUCACAGAAUUGAUGUGCAUAAUUGCUGGCGCAAUCAAAGACCUUGUAAAGGCGCAUCUGUUCACACCUAUUCGAGAUGCAGUCAUCGAUGUCAAGGCGAUGUUCUACUUUAACGUCACCAUCAAUUACACAUAUGAAUACAACUUGACCCAGUCAAAGUCCUACAGUGAGGUCAAGGCCGAUAUUCUCAGGGACAUUAACGAACGUUUGUCCGGGUUCACAAAUGUCAUCAGCAUUGUCAAGAACUUAAUGGUGGUGUCUCUGAUUUUUGUUGUCAUCAAGGCCCUGAUAUAUAAGAAGAAAUAUCAGUCAAACGACCGCUUUGACAACUUCUACCUCACGUUCAAAGUACGAGACGUUGAGGAGCGCAGAAUGGAGAUGGGCAAGGAGGGCAUAUUUCCGCUCAAUGCCAAAGAAUCCAGAAAGUACAUAAAAACAAUGUCAGCAGGUUUAGCUAAGAGGGAGAUUAAGGCGCUGGCUAAGGGCGUCUUCCUGCUUCUCAUCAGUGGCUCCCAUGCAGGUUUCUACAUCAUGUGUGACUACGGUCUUUUCUGGAUCCUGGACAUGUUGAAAAGAUUCUUCUCUAAGAAAAUAGCCGCUCCAGUUCCACCACAUUUGAAAAUGCAUGUCCAUGGAAAAGGUGCCAUCUCAGAUAUGUACAGGGCGCUGCUCUCCUCGUUUGAUCCCAUGGCGGAACAAGGCGGCGCCAAACUAGAUGCAACAAGGUGUAUUCCGAACCCGAGCGUUCCGAAUUUCGCUGUUUACGAAGAAAUAGGGGCCAUCUUCUUAAUAUGUCUGUUGAUGACGAUCUUCCAAGCUUAUGGACUGAGGAUCCGUCACGUGAUUACUGCGUGCUAUUACCCGAAACGAGAGCGAGAACGCGCAGUCUGGCUGUACAAUCAUAUACUGAAGAAUAGGGGCGGAUUUUUAAAGUUUGCGAGGCGGCAGAUGAAAAGACAGGCUGGAUCAUUGAAAGAGGAAGAAAAAAUAAGCAUUAGAAGCAGGAUGAUGAGUCAAUUUCCACUGUGUAGAAAGUUUUUCACUUUUCUCGGGUUCAAAAGGAAAUAUUGCCUAUAUUGUGGGAACGAGGGUCGUCUUGACGAUCACGUGAAUUUCUUUCAUUGUCAAAACAAAGACUGUACAGCUGUAUACUGCCUAGACUGCUUCACAGACAUAAAUAACAUGUGCACUGUGUGUAUGAAUCCUGUGGACUAUGGAGAUUUCUCGGACAUCAGUGAAGAAAGAGACUCCAGUGAGGAUGAGGACGAAAUACUGAAGCGUACGGAAGAAGCAGAGAGGCUCCGAAAGGAACGUGAAGAAGCGCAGCUGAAAAAGCGACCGAGUGAGCAAAUGCGGCAAAUGAGGAUGCAAUUUGGAAUUACUCCGUCUGCGAUAAAAGCAAAAGCGGAAAGAACGGAAUUCUUUUUUUCUGCGCCGGGUGAGAGUGGGGCUGCUAAUGAUGAUGGGUAUGAACAGGAUGAAGAAUUUUACGAGGAUGGCGGUCAAAACGAGGCUUGGGUAGAGAAUAAAGACUGGAGACCUAAAAAAGAGGAACGUACUGAUGUACAAACUACAAAGAAAAACGUUGAAUUUGAAAAUCAACUUGAAACUCGGGACAAGCAACGAUCAAAGGGAUUGUUUUCCACGAUAUGUCCGUGUGUGCAGGAAUCAGGUCCGAUAGAGAGUACUGCAGAAAGUGAAGCGGAAACGGAAAUGAGCUAUACGUAUCAAAAUGUGCAUUAUACGGACGAUGAAUAUGAUGACUGGGGCUAUGACGAAGAUGCCAAAUCACAAACAGAUUAUGUGACUAAUGAUAUAUUCAGUGACGGUGAGGAUGAUUUCAUUGGGGACUUUGACUAUCCAUAUAUCGAGCCGGAAGAAUUAGACAUUGAUCGAGAUAUUGUUUCUAAAACCAAAGUGUGAUAUGAACAAUGUUUGGGCUUUUGGGUUUUCUUUUUCAUACGCCCUUCGUCAGACAGGAAGUAUUACUAUGUUAUGGUGCUCUCCGUCCGUUCGUACGUUCGUUCGAUAUCAUGUUUUCCGGACUUUUUUCCGUAAUGGAUGCAUAUACAACGUUGAAAUCUGGUCACAAUUUCUGCGUAAUAGUGAGUUUGCGUUUCUGAUGUAUUGGUGCACCGUGACCUACUUUAGGGCCAAAAGUAGGUCUAAUAUCUUCCCGAAUUUUUUUCCGUUACGGAUACAGAUAUUGCCCUGAAAUUUAGUCACAGAUGUCAUCUUAGAGGAAUACAGUUUCAAUUUGCAUUUUAGCUGUAUUGGUGCACCGUGACCUACUUUAGACGUUAAAGUAGGUCAAACAGAUUUGCAGGUUUUUUCGUUAUGGAUACAGGUAUUUCCCAGAAAUAUAAUCACAGCCUAACUCUCAUAGAAAUAUAGAUUCAGUUUGCAUUUCAGCACAGUUAGUGUACUGUGACCUACUUUAGCUUUUUACCUAAAAUUAGGUCAAAUAGUUUCCUUGACUUUUCUCGUUAUGGAAACAUAUUUUUCACUGAAAUUUUGUCAUCACUGUCCGACGGGCGUUUGAUGUACCGGUUGCGGUACUCUUGGAUUUUUUUUUCUUUUUUGGCAACAAAAACUAGUUAAAAGGAGACUUAAACUGGAACUUCAUAUUACAGCAUGUAUAAGACUCCUGUGGACUAUCAGAAAUAUGUUAUCAAACGCGUGCUGCAGGUUUGAAUGGAUACAAUUUGGACAAUUACAUGGACUGAGUGUGAUUCUGCACUUGCAGAUUUUCAUCACUUUUAUUAAUGGAUUUGUAGAAAGCAUAUAUUUUAUAAAGCCUGCAUGAUUAUAUUUAUCUAAAUAUAUGCAAAUACAUUUUUGUUUUCGAAAAAAAAAGUUUUUGUAACUGGAGACGAAUCGAUUUUGUUGUGUUAAUUGCGGGUACCCUAGA